This is a messenger RNA of Erpetoichthys calabaricus (reedfish), 1989 nucleotides long. RefSeq names its product gamma-glutamylcyclotransferase a (gene ggcta). Gene Ontology annotation, molecular function: gamma-glutamylcyclotransferase activity. Lineage: Eukaryota; Metazoa; Chordata; Cladistia; Polypteriformes; Polypteridae. The record is from RefSeq and is a predicted model, not a curated record. The transcript has 4 exons. The coding region runs from base 249 to 761 and encodes 170 amino acids.
GGUACCACACCGCUGUUAUCCUCCCGCCUCCCGUCACAGCGGACAGCUCUGCUUGCUUAGGAUGCAAUGGCGUAACGUACCGAGAACUUGCUCUUUUUUAAUGGACAUUCUGAGCGCACCUUUUGCCGAAAACCGUUAACUCCAUCGAGAGAAAGGCUUGUGCAGGCGCUCAGAUUCGCGUCGCAUCCUCGGAAACUUCAGUGGAGCGCGGCUACAGUACCACCGCGUCUGGGCAAUUGGCACUUAGCAUGGCCAGUGACAACGAAGGCGACUUUUUCUAUUACUUUGCUUACGGAAGCAACCUGCUGAAGGAGAGACUUCUCAUGGCGAACCCGUCGGCGAGAUUUCACUGCCGAGGAAGAUUAAAGGGUUACAGUCUGAAGUUUGGAAGUUCUCAAGGUAUCCCUAACAAAACAUGGCAUGGAGGCUCUGCUACAAUUAGAGAAGCGCCGGGAGAUGAAGUGUGGGGCGUUGUUUGGAAAAUGAGCACCAGUGAUCUGCAGUCACUAGACCGGCAAGAAUGCAGUUAUUCACCACUUCUUGCCAACGUGGAAACUGAAAAUGGUGAACUCCCUUGUCGCACUUAUCAGAUGAACAACUGUGCUGACAAAUGUCCUUCUCCUCAAUAUAAAUACGUCAUCGUUUUAGGAGCCAAACAGAAUGGUCUUCCCGAGUAUUAUAUAAAAAGACUCGAAGCAGUUGAAGUAAAUGACAACAAAGAGCCCACAAUACUAGAAGACAUACCCAUUGGGGUUUGUUAGCAGUCCUGUACCGUCUGAUGCCUUGGGUAUCUUGGGUGCUUUAGUGAUCAUAUUUAAGGAGUUGGCAUUGAGUAGUUUCAUUUUUUUUAGUUAGAAAAUUGAUUGUCUUAAAGAUUGCAGAACUGCAGAUUCCUAUUUAUAUUCACAGUAGGUUUACUCCAAAUCAGAUGAUCAGAUUUCAUAGUCCCAGUCAUGCGAGUGGGACACUCAGUCCUUGGCAGAGUUUCACAGCACGUCCUGACAGCUACAACAUUUAUUUCUAUAGCACGUUGUCAUACAAAGAAUGUAACUCAGUGUUUCACAAGGUAUAAAAAAAUAAGAACAGGAAUGAAUAAACAGCAUACCAAAAUUAGUAAAUAAGAAUAAAUCAAUAUGCACUUACAUUACACAGAUGCAAGUCAUAGAUCAAGUCCUUAGAUUUGUUUUCAAGCCUCUAAUGGUGGUCCUCUAGUAGGUUUAGAGGGCUGCGGAGGACAGAAAAAUAUUUAAAAAAAAAAAAAAGAAUAAUAAUAAUCCAGGGGUGCAAUGUUAGAGAGAAAAAAGGCAGAAUCUGCAGGGGUUCAAAGACCCCCACGAACACCUGUCAGAAGUCAGGUUGUAACGAGGAGGACACUCGACGUCUAACCGCGCACUGGCCUGUCCAGUCUCCACGUCCCUGAGCAGGACCCCCACUGUAAAAUAUGCUAAUAUUAAUAAGAACUGAUAUCUGCUCCGUAUCGGGACCUUUUUUCCCAAGUCUGUUAGAGUAAAUGAGUUGGCCACAUCCAGUUUAAUGAUAAUGGACUACACCCCAGAUGGGAAUCCAUGUUUAUGCUGGAGGAUUUAACUUCCUCUGGCGGUCCAAAGACUGGAAUCUCAUCCUUGUAAGGCUCACUGCACGUAACCCGAUGAUGAUGAUGAUGAUGUGACUUCCCAGCCAGCGCUGGCUCCUCUCCUGUCUCCGUUGCUGCAGGGUCCAACUCCCCGAUACUGAACGCUGAUGGAGGUGUAAUAUUACGUAUGCGCCGUCCACAGACGCUCACAAAUGUCAACUUGGCAGCUGCAGGAUGCUCAGCAGAGCGUAACCACCAUUCAUCUUUAGAGUGUAACGCACAAGUAGACUGCACAGCUCAAGCUGAACAAGUACAUGCACUUUUAUUAUUUAAUCAGAUUAAAUGGGUGGAUAGAUUAGUCUGGUCUGAGAAAUGACAAUACUGAAUACAGAAGAUAACAAUAAACACACAAAGUG